This is a messenger RNA of Cylicostephanus goldi, 213 nucleotides long. The record is from the annotation of a GenBank genome assembly. Lineage: Eukaryota; Metazoa; Nematoda; Chromadorea; Rhabditida; Strongylidae.
AUCUAUUCGACGCCGUUUACUGUAUUCCUGUAAAGAGAACGGAAGAUGUGUGGUGGAUGUAAUGCGAAGAAACCAAUGCCAAGCCUGUCGACUGGAAAAGUGUCUUCGAGUAAACAUGAAUAGACAUGCUGUGCAGCACGAACGUCCGAAUGGGAAGGAGCGAUGGCAGGAUCCAGCUGAAGCUAGAACACCAAAUUUUAAAAAUGCGUAAGU